Molecule: messenger RNA, 3389 nt
Organism: Aedes aegypti (yellow fever mosquito)
Lineage: Eukaryota; Metazoa; Arthropoda; Insecta; Diptera; Culicidae
Gene: tup
Product: insulin gene enhancer protein isl-1
Exons: 8
Coding region: 1171-2529 (452 amino acids)
Biological process (GO): axonogenesis; neuron fate specification; positive regulation of transcription by RNA polymerase II
Cellular component (GO): nucleus
Molecular function (GO): DNA-binding transcription factor activity, RNA polymerase II-specific; cis-regulatory region sequence-specific DNA binding
Source: RefSeq, a predicted model, not a curated record
AUUUAGUUCAGUGCCAACCAUUCGCGGGGUAUGUUGUGUACUGUAUUUGACCGAUUGUUGUCGGCUGUAGUCUCCGUGUGUAGUCGUGAGUGAUUCGAGUACGUGUGGACGGAUUGCGCUUCAGAUAGCUGAGGUCCUUUCCACACCCGUUGGGAUUUGCGUGUGGAACGUCUUUUGCGAGAUCGAUUUCUUAAAGGUGCACGCGUACGUAAUCCACGUGGAUCCUAGCUUAUCCUCUCGCGCGGUUUUUGCAAAAUUGCUUAGGAAUGCAGAUUCGAUGCAAUGGGUCUCGCUGUUGACCUUGGCCAAUCGUAACGGAACGCUCGACGACUGUUGCUCAAGAAAGAAAAACCCCCAAAUUGGUCAAUGCCACUUCUGUUUAUUAUUUAUCAAUCGAUUGAUGACUUAGGAAUGAGGGAGAAGUGAUACAACUUGAGACGAGUGAGAUAGCGGAUCAAAAGUCCGCACACAAUCACCGCUAGGCUAACAGAGGUGGAAAGCAGCUAUCCGAGAAAGAAAAUCUUGUGCUUAUGGAUCUCCCUCCCAAUGGAAAAGAAAAACCAAAAAAAAUAUCUAUGAAUUAUACGGCUAGCAAUUAAAAAUUCAGUGAUCUUCAAAUUCAACCCAUCGUAAAUCACACCCAACAUCCUCAUCAAACGAGGGCCGCUAUCGGGCGCGUGAAUCAAGGCGGAAAUAAGUUAGUUCAACAAAUAGUUCAUCAAUUCGGGUGGCAAUAAAAUAAAAAAUCAAUCAGUUUCAAGUUGGCUACAAGCUAUCAUCAGCAAGUGCGUGUGCCUUAAUUAGUCUAGUGGAUAGUGAUCGUAAAAUUAAUACAUUGACUUGUCGUCGACUUUUCGAAGACGUCCUAGUGACAUAUAAACUGUGCAGAACACUAACAUUUUAUUCCGUCAACGAAAUUCGAAAAUCUUGGAUAAAUUUCUUCAAAGUUCAACUUCCGUUGGAAGCCAGCAGUCUCCAUCAACUGCUCGAAGAAGUUCAACGGAUAUGCGACGGAAGUGCAUCAGUUCCCAGUGAAGAUAUAAUCGUGAAACUCGAAAUCAAGAAAAUACCGUGAAUAGUUGAGAUACACCGAAAGAAAAGCGUGGAAAAAAAGUUUAAGCCAACACCAAUCACUGUCCCACCCACAACCCCAUACAAAAAUCAUCCUAUAUGGUAAUGGCAGAGAUCGGUGGCCCAUUGGCUCACCAGUUGAACCCCCUGCAGAACCACCGGGGAGGUUUGGUGCAGCCGUCGCUGGUGAUGAACCAUCACCUCGACACGCUGGACAACAACGGCGGCGGAACGUGUCAUGCACCGAGCAUUCUUCCAAAAAAGGAACGCCUCUCGCUGUGCGUCGGCUGCGGGGGUCAAAUCCACGACCAGUACAUCCUGCGGGUGGCGCCCGAUCUCGAGUGGCACGCGGCUUGCCUCAAGUGCCAAGAGUGCCGCCAGUUCCUAGACGAAAGCUGUACCUGCUUCGUGAGGGACGGCAAAACGUACUGUAAGCGAGAUUAUGUUAGGUUAUUUGGUACCAAAUGUGAUAAAUGCGGAAGCUCCUUUAGUAAAAACGACUUUGUGAUGCGGGCCAAAACGAAAAUCUACCACAUAGAAUGCUUUCGAUGUUCCGCCUGCGCGAGGCAGCUAAUACCGGGUGACGAAUUCGCGUUACGGGACGGAGGAGCGCUGUAUUGCAAAGAGGAUCACGACCACCUAGAAAAAUCCAACCAAAACAGUCUGAUACAGAGUGUAGAACCAAACAACAACAUUAGCAGUAAUACCAACCAGAAUAGCACCAGUAAUAACAACAACAACACUAGUUUAAGCAAUAACAACCACUCGAGCGAGCUGGGCUCGAUGUCGGAUUCCGGCAGCGAAUCGGGCUCACACAAAAGUAUGCGCGGCAAAGGACCUUCAGGACCGUCGGACGGCAAACCAACCCGGGUGCGAACGGUGCUCAACGAGAAACAACUGCACACCUUAAGAACCUGCUACAAUGCCAACCCCCGGCCGGAUGCGUUGAUGAAGGAACAGCUGGUGGAGAUGACCGGCCUAUCGCCGCGGGUCAUCCGAGUCUGGUUCCAGAACAAGCGGUGUAAAGACAAGAAGAAAACCAUCCAAAUGAAGCUGCAGAUGCAACAGGAGAAGGAAGGUCGUAAACUCGGUUAUGGCAUGCAGGGAAUCCCAAUGGUUGCCAGCUCCCCGGUACGGCAUGAUUCUCCGCUGAACAUGCAUGGCCUGGAAGUAACUGCCUAUCAGCCACCGUGGAAAGCCCUGUCGGACUUUGCGCUGCACUCGGACCUGGACAGCAACGGGGCCAUCAACACCCACACGCCUGCGUUCCAGCAUCUAGUCAAUCAGAUGCACGGUUACGAUGUCGGUGGCGGCGGUGGAAUGCAGCAGAUGCCCGCCCAGGGACAGGGUCCGCCGAUUGCCUCCCACAUGGACAUGAGUGGCCACCACCAUCCGGACAGUACCGAUUCCUAUGUGACAUAUCUGGAGAGUGACGACAGCAUGCAGGGAAGCCCCUAGACUCACCAGUGAUGGGCCUGUGCAAUCCUUCUGCGCCCCGUUUGAAAAUCAAAAUUUGUGUUGAAAGCAAGUCCUUAGAAUAAAAUUGACACAUGCCAGGUUUAAUUUAAGUUUCACGCUCGCGGUUCCUACUUUGAAAAAAAAAAAACUGAAAACAUCCAUUUCCAGGUGGAUGGGCAGAUAGGUGGCAAUAAUUUAGUUUUCACAGCAAGGUCGAUAAGUUUAUCACGUUUCACGUGCAGGCAAAGAUAUUACUUUAACUUAUUUCAACGAUACCCACUGAGAUUGAUUCUGUUGAUAGCCUCAAAAACCUAGCCAAUCGUACUUUUUUUUAUUUGUUGAUUCAUUUGUUUGUGCAAAGGACAACUUUUUUUGUUUCUCUGUAAAUAGUGUACCAUAAUGAAUUAAGAAAAAUCGAAGAUGAACUCUAGAAUAUCAGAAGGGCAUUUUUCUCUCGCUGAUGGUUAGCCUAAUCAAAUUCAAAGUUACAAUGGUCUCCAUAAGUGUUAAGGUUUUUUUUAACUGUAAAUCGAUUCAUCUCGUCUGUAAAUAGCUUUUUAAUUUAUCACACCAGCAAGCUAAACCCGAAUCCACAUGAUAAAAAGUGGUUUAUGACAGUAGAAUGUAAUGAAAAUCAAGCUUAACUAAGUUUUACGAGAAAGAAAGAAGUCGCUAUAUGGAGAUAGUAGAGAAAUUGAUUGUAAUAUAGAAAUGAAUCCCUUUUGAGAUUUAGCCGAUGAAUAGUUCAUCCUUGAAGAAAACAUGCAAUGAAAUUGAAACAAAAGCUGUAUUAUACAAACCAUUAAUGAUUGUAUGGAAGAAUAAACUAGACCGAUUAAAAAUCAUCAAUUUUAAUCCGA